AUGUCGGGAAGCCACAAGGCCCUCCCCGUCUGUGUCGGCGUCCGUGUCAACGGAGGCAGUGGUGGAUGUGGCAGCCAGGCGCUCGGUCGAAUCCGCCUCGCUGGGGUCAUGGUGCCAGUGACACCGGCGGGAGGACUCGAGGUCCAGCGCGCCGUAGUUGUGCUCGUCGACGUGCCAGAGCAGCAAGUCAGUCAGCUCGUCUUCGUCGUCGGACAACAACAAAGACAAUGUCGUCGUCGUCGAGCCCGGAGAGCGCAGGAUGGGUGGCGGCGAGGUCGCGAAACCGUCGGAUCUGCUCCUGUCUACAUGGAAGGCCGUGACUUAUCAGCAAACCUUGCUUUUUUUCCCUUUUAUUGA
Metarhizium robertsii ARSEF 23 is the source of this 357-nucleotide messenger RNA. RefSeq lists its product as uncharacterized. NCBI's taxonomy places the organism in Eukaryota, Fungi, Ascomycota, Sordariomycetes, Hypocreales, Clavicipitaceae. The record is from RefSeq and is a predicted model, not a curated record. Bases 1 to 357 code for a protein of 118 amino acids. The transcript has a single exon.